AUGGCCGAAGCCGACGGAUAUGAUGAAAGCAAUAUGGGCGACGAGAGCCAAAUGACUGGCCCUGGCGCACCCACGCCACUGACCGCUCUUGAGGGAAUCGCCGGGUUGACCAAGCGCGACAUUCAGCUUGUUGUCGAUGGCGGCUACAACACCGUGGAGUCCGUCGCGUACACCCCGCGUCGAGUCUUGGAGCAGAUCAAGGGUAUCUCGGAGCAAAAAGCCACCAAGAUCCUUGCUGAAGCCUCUAAGCUUGUACCAAUGGGUUUCACUACUGCCACAGAAAUGCACCAACGCCGAAGUGAGCUCAUCUCUAUCACUACGGGUUCCAAGCAGCUGGAUACACUUCUCGCCGGUGGUAUCGAGACCGGGUCGGUGACAGAGCUGUUCGGAGAGUUCCGUACAGGAAAGAGUCAGAUCUGCCAUACCCUGGCAGUAACUUGCCAGCUUCCAUUCGACAUGGGGGGUGGUGAAGGCAAAUGCUUAUACAUCGACACUGAAGGCACGUUCCGACCCGUCCGUCUGCUGGCCGUCGCCAACAGGUUCGGCCUCUCUGGAGAAGAGGUUCUGGACAAUGUGGCGUACGCGCGCGCCUACAACUCGGAUCACCAGCUGCAACUUCUCCAGCAGGCGUCUGCAAUGAUGUGCGAGACGCGAUUCUCGCUCCUCAUUGUCGACAGCGCGACUGCUCUGUACAGAACCGAUUUCUUGGGCCGUGGCGAGUUGUCGUCCAGACAGACUCACCUUGCGAAAUUUAUGCGCACCCUGCAGCGUCUUGCCGAUGAAUUUGGAAUCGCUGUGGUCAUCACCAACCAGGUCGUUGCGCAGGUUGACGGUGGACCGAGCGCCAUGUUCAACCCUGACCCGAAGAAGCCCAUUGGCGGUAACAUUAUCGCGCAUGCCAGUACCACAAGAAUCAGCUUGAGGAAGGGCCGUGGUGAGACUCGUGUCGCCAAGAUUUAUGACAGUCCUUGCCUGCCGGAGAGUGACUGUCUCUUCGCGAUCAAUGAGGAUGGCAUUGGAGACCCAAGUCCCAAAGACCUGGAGAAGGACUGA
This is a messenger RNA of Colletotrichum chrysophilum, 1053 nucleotides long. It is a transcript of the gene RHP51, whose product is annotated as RecA recombinase Rhp51. The coding region runs from base 1 to 1053 and encodes 350 amino acids. Gene Ontology annotation, molecular function: single-stranded DNA binding; ATP binding; ATP hydrolysis activity. The record is from RefSeq and is a predicted model, not a curated record. Lineage: Eukaryota; Fungi; Ascomycota; Sordariomycetes; Glomerellales; Glomerellaceae. The transcript is spliced from 3 exons. Gene Ontology annotation, biological process: mitotic recombination; DNA recombinase assembly; reciprocal meiotic recombination. Gene Ontology annotation, cellular component: condensed nuclear chromosome.